AUGGCCAACAACGGCAGACCUCGUAUGCCACCGGCAGCCUCCGCAAAGAUGGCUAUGAGUAUGGUCAUGAGCAAAGCAACAACUGCGGCAUCGGAGAUGGUGAACGACACGGAUCUAAACUCACCAACGCAAGAACCGGCUGCUGUGAGAGGAACUAAUGUACAGUUAGACCUGGAUCAGCGCAAGCAUCUCGAACACGCAGCAACGUCACGCAGUCUGGCGUCAACUAGUUCAUUAUCUUCAGGAAGCAUGCAGCUCAAAAGCAGAAAUAGAGAGAAAGCCCUAAACAUGCAACACAUACAGCUGGCAGUCCAGCUCAAAGAUCAGAAAGAAGUGCGCGAGACUUUGCAAACGAGUAUCACAGGUCUAGAAGACCAGCUGGCUAGUCUGAAGCUUAGAAACGAAGCCCUUGAACAUGAGUGCAAAAGGCUCCACGACCAAAUACAUGAUGCAAACGAGAAGUUGAACUCCCAGGCUGCCGAGUUUGAAAAGCGAGAAAAGGAUAUGCUGGAUGGAGUUGCAGAUCUAGAAUCAAAACUAGAUGAAGCUUCCAAAAGCAUUCUAGAAUCGACGGCUGGUCGAGACACACUUCAAAAAGCUUAUGAUGAGGUUGUGAAGGCUCGCGACCAGCAAGCCGGUAUCAUCCACCAGCUUGAGUUGGACCUUGAGGCAACCCGAGCUCAGGUCGAAACUUGGAAAGAUUCCCACGAGAAAAUGCAGGAGCAUGUCGAUGAACUAAGUCUUGCUGCUUCCAAUCUGAAAGAACUCCACGAAUCACGCGAGCGCGAGCUCCAGCAACGACUUACUUCCAAAGGCACAGAGAUUAAGGACCUCAAGCGGGAAAUGAAAAAGCUUCGGGACGAUUGGGAAGAGACUGUCGAGCAUCGACAAUUAGUGCUAAGUGACCUUACCUCGCUGAAGAUUCAGAGGGAGAUUCUGGAGAAAUAUGGGGAGAGUCAGAAGGCAGAAUCCCAGACACUACGGCAAAGCCUCGAAGAGCUGAGGAAAUCCACCGAGCCCUUUGCCCAGAAAAUUGCCAUUGGUGUCGAUAUUAGCGGGAGUCUCUCUUCAGUUAUUCAUAGAGUUAAGCAGACUUACAGAGACGUCUUGCACAUUAUCAAGUCAAACAACAGCGACGCCCAGGUUGCGGUCGUGAUCCAUGGAGGUUAUGUUAAACAACAGACACUCCAUACGCAGACGAUUUCCAAAGAAACAUUCCAGGCACUGAACUCCAUUGCUGCCGGCGGAACCGAGGACUAUAUUUAUUGCCUCGACGAAGUUACUUCUCUUCUGGGUACGAAUACUGACAGCAAGAAGCUCGUGAUACUCAUUGGCGACGGCAAUACAUCAUGCGCGAGGGGCAGCUCUGUGUUGGCAUCUUGCAGGCGACUGAAAGCCUCAGGGAUUCGAGUUCACUCGAUUGUACUAUCUAAUGGCUCAUCUUGGGUUAAUCCGGAAGAAUUACUAAUGCGAGAUAUUUCACAGGCCACUAACGGUCGAGUUGAGAGCGAGGAGAGCUACAUGUCGGCUGUUGAAGAAAUUGUCCGCCAUGAGCGCGAGCAGCAUUUCAACACCGCUAAGUAG
Molecule: messenger RNA, 1584 nt
Organism: Daldinia caldariorum
Lineage: Eukaryota; Fungi; Ascomycota; Sordariomycetes; Xylariales; Hypoxylaceae
Exons: 1
Coding region: 1-1584 (527 amino acids)
Source: RefSeq, a predicted model, not a curated record